Ixodes scapularis (black-legged tick) is the source of this 6816-nucleotide messenger RNA. RefSeq lists its product as uncharacterized. The record is from RefSeq and is a predicted model, not a curated record. The transcript is spliced from 14 exons. Bases 56 to 1975 code for a protein of 639 amino acids. Lineage: Eukaryota; Metazoa; Arthropoda; Arachnida; Ixodida; Ixodidae.
AGUGGGUCCGCGUCAUCGGCGACUUCCAUGACGCCCUCUUUCCGGCAUUUCCGGUAUGCUCUCGGGUUCUCUCGGGUUCGGAUCUAUGGCGCUACCCGGGAAAAGCGAUCGGUGGCUGUCCGUGUCCCGUACCAUCUUAUUCGGCCUGUUUUACUUCGGAGCCCUGAUUCUCGAUAACGGCAAUGGAGUGGCAAAUGCUCGUUGGGACCGCUGCCAGAUGCCGCAGACCCUGCACGGGGAGUGGUACUCCAAGGAGUACGGCGACGACACGUACACGGUCAUCGACACCCACGGGAUGUCUAACCGGGGCAGCUGCCUCUUCUUGACCAUCAGCACCAACGACAACUUCACCAUCAUCUUCGACAAGGGCUCCUGCUUUUACUGCGUGCGCAUUUUCGUGCGAACCUUGAACGUGUUGCAGAAAGUGGAAACUGGCUGCGUGAAUCUGCAAGAUGGUGAAACACCGAGCCUCAAGACGGUGUGCCGCACCCUGGACCCGAACCAAGAGCUCAUCACCCUCUUCGCCACCAACCCGGUGUCCAAGAACUGCCGCUCCAGCCUGGAAGGGGUGUGGAAGUUUGCUUACCGCAACCUCUACAAGUUCACCGGGGAGUGCAAGCACCCGGACGCCAACAUCACGGCCUGCCAGCUGGCGGGGUCCCAGUUCUUCAACGUCAACCAACGCUUCACCAUCAACUACAAGCAGUGUGAGGGCAUGGCAGAGACCGAGGAAGGAGAGGUCCAGUACAACUGCCUGGGAGACUGGUUCAUCGGCAAGGACCACUUUUUCGCCGUCAUGAACAGCCGGGAGAGCAGAAUUGACGAAAAGUACAGAUGCUUUUUGGCGAACCGGGACGACGACAUCUUCCUCGGGGUGUCCAUCACCCCCGAGUGCUCUUCGCUCAAGACGCCCCAGGAAUCCCCGGAGCGAUAUCGUCUCGAACAGGUGAAGACGGAGGUGGUGGCCCCCAGCUGCACGCUGCCAGACAACUUCACGGGCAGCUGGGUGAACACGGCCAACUUCGACGCCCUGGUGGUGAUCAACAAGACCCACAUGGUGGAGCGCUGGAAGCCCGACACGGGCCGCUUCAAGGAGCAGAUCUACGUGUGCGUGGAGACCCGGGAGAACCGCUACCUCAUGGCCCGCCACGGCAUCCACGGCUGCCAGAGGGAUUACGUCUGCUUUGACUUCGUGCCACGGCAUCAAAGCGUCAUUCGCUACCGAAAAGGGAAAGAGAUGAUCACGGAUGUGUUCUCAUCAGUUUGCUCGUGGACCAUGUUCCAGGACUCGAAAAAGUGGCGCUACGACAUCCUCAUUGCGACGGACCCCGUGAACAUUAAGUGCCCCGUGGCUGGAAAAUUCCGCUUCGAGCAGCGGGGGGACAUUCCCUUUGAGACACGGAUCCGCGGCGGAGUGACCCAAAUUCCGCGGCCCAACGUCUACUGCCGGGAGAACAUCUCUGACUUCUCCGUCUGCGACGCGGACCAGAAGAUCAUCCACAUUGACGCCGACUACUGUAUUUCCGUCGACUAUUUUGGGAGGCCAGUGGACAUCUACAGCGAACCUGACUACGAGCUCAAGUGCAUUGCUUUCUGGAAGGAGAAUCUGAGGUCUUACCUGAUCACCUACAACAAGGAGGACGCCUACAGCAAGUACCGCUGUUGGGUGUACCAGCGUGCUGACCUGAACCGGGUGCUCAUGUCUCAGUCGGUGGGGGCCUUCUGCAAUGUGCGGCAGGACGUCACCUCCUCCAACUACUCGGAGGGGGCCGAGGUGGCCCUGGACAUGAUCGAGUACGAGCGCGAACACGACGACUGCCCCAUGUACUUCGACGACGGCUCGAAUCCAUACCAGCUGAUCACGGAACAAGCUGCCCUCCUCACCGGAGACGCCCAAGCCGUGUUUUCGAGCAGCGCCCUCUUAUGGACGUUGGUCGCGUGCUGGCUCCUUCGCCAUAUCGUGCCUCAAGCCUAGGAUAAUAAGUUUGGUCUAGCAUGAUGCCCUGACUCACGGGUACAGGGUACAGGGUGUCACCGAAAAAAUUGCAUUCCUGUUUUUAUCAUCGCAAAAAUAAUGUGUGCAUUGCCGAAUGCCCGGUCUUCACCUGUAUGUAGCACUAGUGGUGGGAGCAGAUGCCAAAAUUGCAGAACUAACUGUCGUCUUAUACGAAAGUUACAAGUGAUUUUCUGAAACUUUGUAAUGGGAACAUGGCUCCCAUUCUCGGUAGUUUGUGCCAUUUUCCCAUUAAAAAUUUCGAAAAAUCACUUAUAAUUUUUUAAUAAAAUGAUGGUUUGUUUUGAAACCUGCGCAUCUGGUUUGAACCACUAGCACCACAUUUGGCAAAGGCCGAGAACUUGACGAUGCAUAGUUGAUUUUUGUGAAUAAGAACACACUGCACAUUUUUUGGGGGGACAACCUGCACAUGCUUGGGAGCUUAGUUUGUGCCCAAAAAUAUGCCUAUCGGCCACAUGGGUGGCAGGCCUUUGUACGAUCCGGUUGUGCCUCUGUAGUUUGGCACGCUGUGUUUUUGACCUGUCAUUUGCUCAUGCAGGGUCUGGUGGGUCCCACGUUGUGUCGGGAAGCGCACUGGGCCGAGUGACAUAGCGUAUGGGUGCUCUUCGGAGUGGCCGAAACUGGCUUAUUAGUGGCGAACUUCAAACAUCAUGCGGAAGAUUGACGGGCGUAGAAAGGAUUGGAAGUCGGUGCCGGUUGUAAGGCUGCGGCGGAUUGACCGGAAAGCUUCAGAAGCUUGGCAGGUUCUGUCCACACGCGUUGUAGUUGACGCCUCGGACGAGGAUGGUCGAGAUUGUGAAGCAGCCAAUCGGAAGCCCUAGUGGCCAAACCUGUAAUUAGCGUGUGAAAGAUAGCCUAAACCAGGAAAGCAUGGCUGCGGAGAUACUUGGUGCGAGGUUUUUUUAGCUGUGGCAUGGUCCCUCGAUUGACACUUAGCAAUUAUGGCUAACACUGCCCCACAUGUGCAUCUGUUCGUUCCUGAAUGAUUCGGUAGUGUGGGAGCCUUAGCUGCACUUAGUAGUGGAAAAUUAAUUGUUAUAGUUUUAUAUGAGAGGAUAUUGAAGUAUGUGCUUAACCUCGGAUAGGUGGUGUUGUGCCCGCAAUGUUCCCGUGCAAUGCCUUGCACAUCCGUCCCCGUUUUUCUAGGUGCCAAGCACCGGAAUAUUUGUUUUACGAGUGGUAUAAGCAGAAAGUAUUGACUUGGAGGUCAGCAUCUCAUGCACAUUGCCUUAUCUCGUGCCUACCGUAAAAUACUGAGCGUCCACCCAUUUUACAAUAAGCACCCACACCUCAACAAACGGAGAUAUGUAAAGACGUGUUCUUUGUGUAUUUUCCAACCUGAUUAUCUCCAAAUUUUGAACGGGUUGCUUGCCCGGUAUUUUACUGUAGGUCCUGAACCGUAAGGGCUCAAUUUUCCUCAAAAGUGCAUAAGCAUAGCCAUGGCAUGUAUGACGGAUCAAGAUCUUUCCAAAUAGUUUUGAAACCUUCGUCGAGUUUAAACUGCAAGUUUAUUUUUGAUACAAUGCUUUGCCAGAGAAGGCAGUUUUGCGGAGGAACACUGUAUCUACGAGAAAAAUCUUUAAAGUGGCACUGACUUCCCAAAAGAAACAUUUUUCAUUGAGAGCCUGGAUUCAAUUUUUUUCAAGGGGUUAGCUAGGACAUGUACGUCACAAAUUGAACUUCUUUUGGAAAACAAAGAAAAACAGAGACUUAUUUUGAACAGAAAGUCAGGGUGCAGUAGAACUGGUGGAGAUUAGAAGACAAAACUCAACCCCGAGACUGCAGGAAGCAAAAACAACGCACACGCUCAAAGUCUAAGAAAUGUUGAGUUUGGAGCUAAUCCUAAACACAUUUUUUUGGGGUCCACCGGCUCAAAAUAGAAGCAGAUUUCAAAAUCACUCUUAACUCAAAUUGUGUUUUGCAACUUAGCUAAUGCAACUAACAUUUUUUUUUUUUUUAUGAAUGUUUGUUUUGUGACGUAUAUGUCCUAUCAAUUCCCUUAAAAAGUGUUUUGGGGGAGUUAGUACCCUUUUAAGCAUUGUGUAUGGUGUAUUCAAAGGGACUAUUUUAUGCUUUCACUCUCUUUGGCAGAUGUGUGCAAAGGACCAGUUUUUAUGCAUGCACAAUUUGUUGAAAGCAGUGGCAGUUUUAGUUUGUACUGUAAAAACAAUGGAGACAAGAAAACCCUUGUCUUCAGAGUUUCUUGUUGUGUUUAAAGUGUGAUACCUUACCACUUUGCCUGAAUGUUGUUAGCCCAUAUGUUUACACCUUUCUUUUUUUUUUUUUUUACAGUUUCACCUUACAUUGUACAUUUCUACUGCCAAUUAACUUCAAAACGAGAUUAAUAUGGUCAAGCGUAGCAAAAAUUGUGAUGCCUAUAUACUGCAACAUUGUUAGGUCUUUGGCCAGAAUUUUUUUAUCAAACCACGUAAGCUAUGGCAGCUUACUUUCCUCAUGCCUUUUGCAUUGUCACUUUUGCAUCACAUUUUUUUUUUUAACUUUGUAAGGUGUAUUGAUGUAGAUGGGUAAUAUUUGUAUGAGUGCAUGACUUGAGACCAUAAUGCUGUUUUUUUAUUUUAUUUUAAUAAGGUGCCACGAGUCAUCUUGCAUAAUGAUUGACAGUGUGCUCAUUUUAUGUAAUAGCAAUAAUGCACUAUAUUGCACAGAAAAAAACAAAAAAAGAACAAUCCAGUACAGGCUUGUAAAACCAUGGAGAUGUUUGUGCACUGAACCUGACAACCAGCAAAGAUAACUGCAGUUAUACAAUUUACAAAAAAAGGCAAGAAAAAGCAUGCAGAACUAGAAAAUACAAAAACACAUUAGACCUUGGACUGCCUGUAAAACAAAUGAAAAAAAUCAUAGUUUGUACACUGCAACGUAAGCUCUUUUUUGGCAGCUCUGUGCAUCUGCUGUUGUACAAGUUCAGCUGGCUAUAUAUUAUAAUAUUAAGAUACAUAGAAAAGAUCAUACUCUGUCUUCAUAAUUUGUAAAAAAACUUUUGGUAGAAUUAACAUUUCUGUUCUUCUAGCCACCAGUAUUUAUGGCUUUCGAAGCCCAACGUGUAAUGAAGGACAUUAAGAUAAUGAAACUAGCUAAAGUCAUCUAGCUCAUUUUCAAACACUUACGUAAGUGAGGUUUGUUAAAUUCUCAAGGUAUAAUAUUGCCACAAAUGGCAACCAUUUUGAUAACUUAAAAAUUGCCACAAGUGAUUGAUACACCUCUGUUCAAUUUUCUGUAUUACUAUAAUUCACUUCAGUGUAGAGAUUUGUUUUUUAGUGCUCUUGCAUUUUUUCUUGGGGAAUUUAUUUGUCUCAACGUUUUCAUUGCCACACUGGGUAUAUGCCAUGCUUGUGGGUAUAUCAUUGCCACGAACCCUAACACAAUUUACUUCAAGCGGGUUUGCAUGUUCAAAGUUUCAAGGAUUUUAGCCGUUUCUAACUCCAAUGUUGUGAAACUAUGAUGGAGCAGGUCUCAUGCUGUCAGCAGAACAACAUUGUUUUUAUGUCCAGGUGCAUUUUUGCAUAGAUUUUGAGGAAUAUCAUUGUAGUUUGUCCAGGAAAUCUUGAGCAUUUCUAUUUGUUUUCUGAUUGUAUUUUGGCAGUGCUGCCUUCUACCUCUAGAGAAUCUCAAAGCUGAACUGUGCAUAACUUGGGAAUUUAUUCUGUUUACAUUCCACUGCUUAAGGCAUUCCAACAGUUCUAUUCAAGGGUUGAUAAAAUAGCAUAGAAGAGUGUGUGGGCUUUCUGGUGUUGCAAAGUUGGUUAAUUGUCGCAACAUUGGGUCGGGUUCUUCGGUAGAAUUUUAUAACACGUGGUCACGUAAUCGACCACACAAAAUAACCAUAGUAUGUGUUAGUUGAACCACCGUGUGACUUAAGUAAUGCGACAGAGUGUGCAAAAAGAUGCAAGUCCCAUGAACAUGUUUUGCAGAGACAUUCCAGUUUAAUCCGGUGACCACUUUGCGGGGCGCCAGCAGCUUGGGGAGUUUUCCGUCCAAUUCUCCGCAGGAUUGCCAGGUUGUUGGUGCUACGUUUGUUGAGUCCAUUUUGUAUAUGGUAUACCACAAUUACUGCAUGUCCAGGCAUAUGUUAGCAUACCUUUAGUGCACAUACAAUCGCUUUUUAAUCGCUUGGAUAAUGCAAGUGUUGACCUCGUUGAGCGACUUCACUAUUGUCAGGAAGCGGAAGAGCUUGUUGCCACUUUGUAAAUUGAAUGUAUGUUUUGUUCCUGACCGUUUUUUCUUGCUAGUUUUUUUUUAUGUAUUUUGUUUGUGCAUCAAAGUGAAGACUUGCUGGUUGUCUUUGGGCAUGCAAAAUGAAACAUUAGUCUUAUUAUGUAGUUUCGGGUUUAGCAUUCUUGGAGAUUAUACUCGCUGUUGGUUCUUUAAUCGGAAUGUUUACGGCAUGUGUGCUUUGUGAAUGUGUACGUGAUUUCAGAAUUGGUGACAUUGGAUGGCAGAUGUAAAAAACGCUAAUUCUGUGCAUCAGUUCUUAUCAUAGAGAUCCUGUGAUGCCACCUGUUCUAAUUAAAUUGGGAAUUUCGAUCAAGUUGCAGGGCUGUGUACGGAACUCAGCUAGGCAUUAGGCGGGAGUUAUUUCUGUUGUGUCCUGUGCAUCAGGGUGAACGUUAAUGAAAACUGUGUACUCUACUGCCAUGCUUCAUACCUUUCCAUUCAUCCGUCCAACAGCAUUUUUUUUAAGGGGUUUAUUUUUUAAUUGUUUGUUCAGCUGUAUUUUCCUGAGAAGAGUGAAUCUCAUGACCUAUUUUAUAUAUCAAUAAAAACAAAAACAUUUGUACUUUUCA